Messenger RNA from Anolis carolinensis (green anole), 3022 nucleotides. RefSeq names its product keratin, type II cuticular Hb5. Gene Ontology annotation, molecular function: structural constituent of skin epidermis. NCBI's taxonomy places the organism in Eukaryota, Metazoa, Chordata, Lepidosauria, Squamata, Anolidae. Gene Ontology annotation, biological process: intermediate filament organization; keratinization. Bases 1384 to 2997 code for a protein of 537 amino acids. The record is from RefSeq and is a predicted model, not a curated record. The transcript is spliced from 10 exons. Gene Ontology annotation, cellular component: keratin filament.
AUCGACACAUUUCAGUGGACUAUUUAAGUGGGGGAAAUGGUAUUCAAUUCUGAUCCUCAAUCAGCAGAUAUUGUGCCCAGUGGCCACCAUCUCAACCUUCAAUCAGGUCCUGGGACAUUUGUUAAGGGGCCUCUUCACAAUAACCUCCAUUUUGUGCCAUUUCACCAGCACCCACCCUGCUUUCCCCAUCAGAUGGGGGAAUGGGACAAGACGCAUUGGUCUUUCUCCAUCAAAUGAGGAAAAGGCACCAAAAAUGUGUUUAGCUCUGUCAAAGCUAACCAAAACCCACUUACUUGCAACUUCAGGGAUGAAUGUGGGCUGGGCCAACCAGCGUUGUCUAAUGGCUCUCAGUAGGCCCCGUCCCAAAGAGGUGCUAGGGGCCUAAAAUCCCCAGUAUGAUGAGAUGGUAGGUGCUGUAGGACACAGGGAAACCAGUUCAUUUAAAUCCACCUCCAAACUUUACUGUAAUGUCAGUGUAGAAGGACCUUCUGAAACCUUUGGAGCUUGGAAAAUAUACUUUUUAGGGUAUUACAUUACCAGAACGAUCCAGGCAACAUAGUCAAUGGCUGUGCCAACUAGAAAAUUUGAGGAUGUCAACCUAGGACAUGCAAUAGAACACUUGUGGAGCAUCAGGCCACAUUACAAUACUUAGACAAGAUCUUGAACUUAUGGCCUGGAAAAAUUGGGAACAUUGAGCUUAGGAGGGGAAUAAUGGGAGAACAGAAGCAACACUCAAGAGCCACCAGAGAUCUUCCAUGCACAUCCCCUAUUAGGUCUCUGAAUGACCACCUUGGUUUUGGGGGUGGAAGCAACAACUUUCUAAGAGAACUGCUUGAGUAAUACAUCAAUAGAUGUCUUCUUGUGCAAACAAGAUACAACUGUUUGCAGAAGCAAUGUUUGUGUGAGCAGAGUGUCUCUAGUUCAUUGUAUUCCCAAAAUGUAAUUUGUCCACGUUUCAUUGUAGUAAAAUGAAAAUGCAGGCAUAAAAAUACAUCUCCUUUCCUGGUGUUGCAUUUUCAGUUUUCAAACCUACUGAAUUGAAUCACUUAAUGCUCUAAUCAAUCAUGGGAAGAAGAGUAACUAGUGGGAAAAGUGUAGAUUUUUUUAAAGCUUUGCAUUUUCUCCCAUGAUUGGUAGCGUUCUGAGUAUCAUUUAUAGACUCCAUGAGCCACACUCUCCUUUUUUUAUGAAGCAAAAGUAAAACCUUUGAAGCUCAUAAAUGCUAGAAAUUUUUUCUGAUCUCCCUAUAAUGAAGCAACCAAGCCCAGAUCCACAAAGAAAUAUAAAGGCCACACACUUUUCAGAAGGAAUCAGAGUGUUUCUUGCUUGCCCUUCCUGCAAUUUUAACUUCUUCAUUUUGGAACCACCCUCUUUGAAGAAACCAUGUCUUCUCCACCAAGUCCUGCAAAAAGACCCAGUAACUUUACUUCUUGCUCAGCUCUCCUCCCAUCAACUGAGAGCAGAAAUUACUUUGGUUUUCCUUCCACUUCCAAAGGAUACAGCUCUGGAUUCAAGGGAGCUGGUUACUUUAGCAGCCAAAGUCUGAGUGGUUCGAGUUCUCAUGGUCCUAAGAUCACAGGGGCUAGUUGCCAUCCUGCAAUAUAUGGAUAUGGCCAUCGAGGAAUUGGUGCAGGAUAUGGCUACUCUGGCACUGGAUGUAGUUACAGUUUAUAUGGCCCCUACGGGUUCAAUCAAGCCGGAAUUGGUACAUCUGGUACUCCUGCUAUCACACCAGUAAUUUGUAACAUGACUCUAUUGCAACCACUCAACCUAGAGAUCAACUCAGCAGCCCAAGCAGUGAAAUGCCAAGAGAAGAACCAACUUCAGUGCCUGAACAGCAAGUUUGCCUGUUUCAUUGACAAGGUGAGAUUUCUGGAGCAGCACAACUUGAUGCUGAAGACCAAAUGGGAUUUCUUGAAAGAAAAAAAGUGCCAGAAAAGCAACAUGGACCCCAUGUUUCAUGAAUAUAUCAGUAGACUAAGGAAGGAACUGGAGCGCCUACAAUGGGAGAGGAAUCAGCUGCAGGUGGAAGUGAACAACUGGAGAGAUACAAUGGAAGGGAACAAGAAGAAAUAUGAAGAAGAAUACAACAGGAGGGCCAGUGCUGAAAAUGAAUAUGUGACACUUAAAAAGGAAGUGGAUUAUAUUUUCAUGGAGAAAUCUGAAAAAGAAGCCAAGGUGGAGACAUUGAUGCAAGACAUUUUCUUUUAUAAAACUACCUUUGAGGAGGAAAUCUGUGAGAUGCAGUCCAGCAUUUCAGACACUUGUGUCACAGUGAAAAUGGACAACAGUCGAGACUUGGAUGUGGCCUGCAUCAUUGAAGAGUUCCGUUGUCGGUAUGAAGAUAUUGCAUCCCGAAGUCGAGCAGAAGCCGAGGCUUGGUGUCAGUGCCAGUAUCAAGAAUUGAAGACAACAGCUGCCAAACACUCUGACAAUCUCCGCAAUUUCAAAGAUGAACUUGAAGAACUGACCAGGACAGUUAACCGAUUGCAAGCAGAGAUUGCCAAUGUGAAAGCUCAGCGCUGCAAACUGGAAGAGGAGGUGGCUGGAGCAGAGGAGCGUGGGGAGAUGGCUGUGAAAGAUGCCAAAUGCAAGCUGUUUGAUCUGGAGGAUGCCCUGCACAAGGCCAAGCAAGACAUGGCUUGCCAGCUACGAGAAUAUCAGGAAUUAAUGCAUCUCAAGCUGGCCCUAGAUAUUGAGAUUGCAACCUACAGAAAACUGCUAGAAGGAGAGGAAUGCAGGAUCAAUGAUGGAGAAUGUGCGGUGAAUAUCUCCGUCCAAAGGAGCCAAGGGGCCGUUGUGUGCAACAGUGACCUCAUUGGUGGGCCAAAGAGAGGAGGAAGCAUUAUGAUGAAUGGAAGAGACACCUGCAACCCUGCAGGAUACAAACAAAGCCUGUCAUCAUGUGGUGCCCCUUGUGCAGUUCAAAGUCCCCCAGUAAUACUAUUGGUGUCGAAGAUCACUGGAAGUUCUUUUUCUGCCUCUGUGUCUGCCUGAUUAAAAAAGGAAAUUUGGUCAUUCA